GAAACUACCACGAUUCGCAAACCCUAAUUCAAAUCAAAUUCACCGGAGACUUUCACACGCGCCAUGGCUUCCGCCGUAGGAGGAGGCAGCGACGCAGAGGUCGGAUUCGCGAAGCUCCAAGGCGAGGAUUUCGAGUACUACAUGCAAUCAUACUCCAUCAUGCUCGGCCGCAACUCCAAGAAAUCCACCGUCGACGUCGACCUGUCCUCCCUCGGCGGCGGGAUGAACAUCUCCCGCAACCACGCGCGGAUCUUCUACGACUUCACGCGGCGCCGGUUCUCCCUCGAGGUCCUGGGGAAGAACGGGUGCUUCGUCGAAGGCGUCCUGCACCUCCCCGGGAACCCUAACGUGAAGCUAGACUCGCAGGAUCUGUUGCAGAUUGGGGAUAAGGAGUUUUACUUUCUGUUGCCGGUUCGGAGUAUCCUGGGCGGGCCGUUGGGGCCCAGGCAUCAUGUCUCUGGUGGAGUUGUUGUUCCGUACCAGAGUUAUCAUUCGGGUGGGGGGUCCGGGUCGGGUAAGAAGAGUGGGAGGAGUAGAGAGUUUUAUGAGGAUGAUGAGGAGGAGGAGGAGGAUGAUGAGGAGGUUGUUAGAGGGAGUGGGAAGAAGAUGAGGAGAGAUGAAUAUGCUUCCACUGAGAAGAAGAGAGAGGGGAGAGCGAAGAUAGAUCGUGAAGCUGACGAUCAGCAAGUUUUGCUUCUGGAGGAGAAGGAUGUUGUGUCAUCUGUUGCAACUGUGCUCUCUGAUUUGUGUGGUCCUGGGGAUUGGAUGCCUAUGGAAAAACUUCACUCCGUGAUAUUGAAGAAGUAUGGAAACAUAUGGCAUCACAGUCGAGUAAGAAGGUACCUGGCGCAAGAAGACUGGGCAAUCCCCGAAGCAAAUGGUAAACCAUGGUACGGGUUGUUGAUGCUGCUGAGAAAAUACCCGGAGCAUUUCGUAAUCAACACUAGAUCCAAAGGAAGAGUUACGCUAGAAUUUGUAUCCCUCGUCUCCCUACUCUCAUGAAAAACUGUAAUCAUUCACCAACAUGAAUGAUUGUACUUGUUCUACUAGUGGUGGAUUAUCGUUAUAAUAUCUUUUGAUUGUCUCCCACGAACUGAGUGUAUAAACGGGGUCGCUCAAGCUUUUCUAUCUUAUCUUAACAUUAUCUUGACAUUGAA
Molecule: messenger RNA, 1157 nt
Organism: Brassica oleracea var. oleracea
Lineage: Eukaryota; Viridiplantae; Streptophyta; Magnoliopsida; Brassicales; Brassicaceae
Product: FHA domain-containing protein FHA2
Exons: 3
Coding region: 64-1002 (312 amino acids)
Biological process (GO): regulation of ribosomal protein gene transcription by RNA polymerase II
Cellular component (GO): nucleus
Molecular function (GO): protein binding; sequence-specific DNA binding
Source: RefSeq, a predicted model, not a curated record